AUGAGGAGCAAAUCAGUGAUAGAUAACAGGGGAAUGGUUAGAGAGAACCGAGAGAGAACGAUCAGUGAUAGGCGAGAGAGAACGAACAGUGAGACGAGAAAAGCCAGGGGAAUGAGGGGAAUGGGGGGAUUUCAGAAACUGAAUGAGGGGAAUCAGAGGGGAGUGAGAGGGGAAUUUGAGAAACCGAUUGAGAGGGGUGUGGGAGCAAUUGAUGGUACCCAUGUUCCUGCAAAUGUUCCUGUUGAGAUUCAAGGAAAGUUUCGAGGACGAAAAGAAGGAACAACACAAAAUGUUUUAGCAGCUAUAACUUUUGAUUUGAAGUUUAUAUAUGUUUUAGCUGGUUGGGAAGGAAGUGCCCAUGAUUCACGGGUUUUAGGUGAUGCAUUAUCAAGAUCUAAUGGUCUAAAAAUUCCAGAAGGGAAAUAUUAUCUUGGUGAUGCUGGUUACGGUAUUCGAAAAGGAAUCAUUUUUCCUUUUCAUGGAGUUCGAUAUCACUUGAAUGAGUUUACAGAACGUUCACCAGAAAAUGAAAAGGAGCUAUUUAAUCUUCGACACUCUUCAUUGAGAACUGCUAUUGAGCGAGGGUUUGGUAUUUUGAAGAGUCGUUUUAGAUCAAUUGAUGGAAAAUCUUUUUGGUCUUAUGAAACACAAGUAGAUGUUGUGCUUGCAUGUUGUAUUAUUCAUAAUCACAUAAUGGGGGUUGAUCCUUAUGACUUUCUUAUGGAAGAAAUAUGUUCGGAUAGUGAACCAAUUAGACGAACAAUCAACUUAAGUCAACGGGAGGAAAGGGAAGAGAAUAGGGAGUGGAUAACAAAAAGAGAAAUGAUUGCCUCAACUAUGUUGAAUGAUUAUAACACUCAAAGAAACAAGUAA
Messenger RNA from Populus nigra (black poplar), 873 nucleotides. RefSeq lists its product as uncharacterized. The transcript is spliced from 4 exons. The record is from RefSeq and is a predicted model, not a curated record. The coding region runs from base 1 to 873 and encodes 290 amino acids. Lineage: Eukaryota; Viridiplantae; Streptophyta; Magnoliopsida; Malpighiales; Salicaceae.